Molecule: messenger RNA, 411 nt
Organism: Bufo gargarizans (Asiatic toad)
Lineage: Eukaryota; Metazoa; Chordata; Amphibia; Anura; Bufonidae
Product: ventral anterior homeobox 1-like
Exons: 2
Biological process (GO): central nervous system development; neuron differentiation; brain development
Molecular function (GO): DNA binding
Source: RefSeq, a predicted model, not a curated record
AUGUUUGAGAAGGUGCGCAGCAUGGACCUGAGGGAGGAGAACACCCGCAGCUCAAAGCUCGGGCACAAGGAGUGCAAGGACCCCAGGGACCCCCAGCCGGGCAUCCCCAUCCCUAACCUGAAGGAGCAACAGGGCACCUACCCCCUGAGCGCGGGAGCCUCCGAGCCCUGCUCCAAGAGCAAGAGCACGGACCCGGACUACUGCAGGAGGAUCCUGGUGCGAGAUGCCAAGGGUUCCAUCCGAGAGAUCAUUCUACCUAAAGGCCUGGACCUGGACCGACCCAAGCGGACAAGGACCUCGUUCACCGCCGAGCAGCUCUACCGCCUGGAGAUGGAGUUCCAGAGGUGCCAGUAUGUAGUGGGCCGGGAGCGAACCGAACUGGCACGACAGCUCAACCUGUCCGAGACCCAG